AUGGCUGAUAAUGAGCACACCUGCUUACUUCUCCUCGAGCUGCUACUUGCGUCGGUGAGCUUACGUAGUACAGAAAGGAUGAUUUUUAUUCGAGGAUUUUUCUAUUUGUACCACUUCACCUUCUACGCUUAUCAGUAUCGCUUCAACGGGCAGUACAGUAGCUUAGCACUCGUCACGUCAUGGCUCUUCAUACAGCAUUCAAUGCUCUACUUCUUCCACCACUACGAACUGCCGAUGAUCCUUCAGCAAGCGCAAUUGCAACAAUUGCUUUACCGUAACCAUGCCACUGGUCAACCGGGUGGAGGUGCUGCUGGGGGAGGUCAAGGAGGCCGACAGCAACAACCAUCAAUGCAAGCAACUACUCCGUCGAACGAUGCUCAAGCUACUGCUGCUGCUACUGCUGCUGCUGCUGUUGCUACUGCGUCGCUGCCAGCCGCUGAACAGCAAGCUGAGACUAGAAGUCAACAGGAUUACAUUAGUGAUUUGUCGAGGAUCGAUAAUCUCAGUGAUAUUCAUCCCGGGCUUCAGGCUGCGGUCGACAGUGGUGUAGCCUCGAUUGAUUCGGCGACAAUAACAUCGUCCACGGAAUUGAUAACGUUACCCACGACGAAUAGCGGCAGCAGCGGCACCUCAUCGUUCGAGACAUCGCCAUCUACGCUAACUACGACGAUGGCCUCAACGGCUAUAACGACGGUGAGUAGCAGCAGCAGUAGCAGUGAAGGUUCGUCGGAAAGCUUCGAAGUAAUCGAGGCACCGAGGACUGCUAGGGCAACCUCGACCGACUGUUAACUAAAAUAAAAAAACAAGAAAGUUCGACGAGUUCCUCGAGCGCCUUGUGCUUGCUCGUUCUUUUACCGUUCGAACGAUAUGAAAGAGAGAUAGCGUGAGAAAGGGAUGUACAAGCGGUUCUUCGUACAGACGGAGAGAGCGACACGUUGUUAUUUAUUGAUUUUUUUGUAUAAGUGGUUGUUCCUCCCUAUCCACUGUCUUUAUUCUUGUGUCCCUUCUUAUUCGCUGCUUCUUAUUUUUUUUUUAAAUUUUAAGCAUCGCGUCGAUGAGAGAUACCAGCGGAACAAAUGUGUGCUUUUCUUUUUUUCUAUAGUAUAUAUAUAUAUACAUGUAUGUAAUUGAUCUCGGUUAAGACUUCGAUACGAGGACUUGUAAACUAAUGAACGCUUUAUGUAAUAUGUACAGCUCAGUUGAGUCUCGUACGUACGUCUUUGUGGGACUUUUAAUUUAAAAUUAGAUGGAAAACAAAACGAAAGAACGAAGAUAGUUAUAUACAUAUAGGUUUUUCUUCUUAUUUGUUUUUCUUUUUAUGUCCUAUCUUCGGAUAAUUUCUCGUAAUUGAAAUAAUAUUUGUCAAUGAGUGCACAGAAAUUUUGAAUAAAAAUUAUG
Molecule: messenger RNA, 1398 nt
Organism: Phymastichus coffea
Lineage: Eukaryota; Metazoa; Arthropoda; Insecta; Hymenoptera; Eulophidae
Product: membralin-like
Exons: 4
Coding region: 1-789 (262 amino acids)
Biological process (GO): response to endoplasmic reticulum stress; positive regulation of ERAD pathway
Cellular component (GO): endoplasmic reticulum
Source: RefSeq, a predicted model, not a curated record